AUGUCUGCGCGCAAGAAAAAAACAACUUCAGCCGAAACUGAAGAAAUAUUAGUAAUUGAUCCAAAAAAACAAAAUACUGAUUUAGAACCAUUUCCUCAUCCAUUUUAUACUGGUGGAUAUAGUCAAGGAUGUGAACCAAAAACACUAACUGAAUUGACAAUGAUGCAUUUAAGUGGCAUUAUUCGAACGAAAUCAAAAUGGUAUGAAAAAAUGAAAGAUGAAACAAUACGAAACAAAUGGAAAUCAGAAGCUUCAGAACAAGCAUCACUUACAGAUAAACAAAUCGAUUAUGUUCUAGCUGAAUUAGAGUAUUAUGAUUCGAUACGAGAUGGAUCUAUGGAAAUGUCCUCUAUUGAUGGUGUGUGGCAAAGUGAUGAAUUAAUACCAAUUGAUAUGAAGGAAUCAUUGAUUGAAUGUGUAAAGAGUUUGGAGAAUGUUCCAGAAAGUGAACAAGAUUGGCAUCCUGGUACAAAUAACCAAAUAUUAGAUUUAGUUCAUCCAUCAUUAUUUUGUUUUGUUAAUCAAAUGACGAGCGUUAUUAAUGAUAAGAAUCAUAUUAUCAAUGUAGAUAAUUGUCUAGAACAUAUUGGCGAUGGUCAAACUAUUGAUAUUAAUGCAAAUUUAUUAUCUUCAAAAAAUAAACGACAAAAAUUAAAACAUGAUUAUACUCGAUCGAAUACAUAUCAAUGGUUACCAGCUGAAUUUAAUGUUUCAAAGGAUGGUCAAGUUACAAUCGAAUCAUAUAUCAAUAAUUUACAUCCAAUUGAAAACAAAAAACUAUAUCGAUUAAUUGAACAAAUAUGUGAACGUUUUAUACCUCUAUUUAACAAAGUUUUAACCGAUUUAGUUCAUAAUCAAUAUAAACCAAAUCGAAUCAUUGUUGAUCCAUAUCAAUGGUAUGAUUCUUCAGACACAUCUGAUAAUGAUGAUGAUGAUGAUGAUGAUGAUGAUGAUAAUAGACCAAUUAAACUACCUGAUGUCGGGGAAUUUCAAAUGCCAUCAUCAAAAACUUCAAGUAUUGAUUUACGUGGACGAAAACUGCAAAUAAUUGUUAAAUUAGCUAAUAUAAUAUUGACACCAGAGAAUCCCAAAUAUCCUGGUGGUGUUUGGCAUGUUGAAGGGAUGGAAAAUGAACAUAUUGUUGCUACAGGUAUUUUUUAUUAUUUUAAUUCUAAUAUUACACAAUCAAAUUUACAAUUUCGAACGGUGAUAAGAGAACCAAACUAUGAACAAAAUGAUAAUCGUGGUGUAAGAAUUGUUUAUGGUUUAGAUGACGAAGCACCGUUAAAUCAGGAAUUGGGCGAAGUGAUUACUCAAGAAAAUCGUUGUCUUGCUUUUCCAAAUAUUUAUCAACAUCGUGUUGCACCAUUUCAAUUGAAAGAUCCAACUCAACCAGGUCAACGUAAAAUAUUAGUGCUUUUUUUAGUUGAUCCAACUGUUCGUAUAUUAUCUACUGUCAAUGUUCCACCGCAACAAUCGCAUUGGCUUGCCAAUAUUGUACGUUCUAUGCCUCCAUUUAAUAGUUUACCAUUAGUAGUCGUCGAAAAAAUAAUGAAAUAUAUUGAUUUUCCUAUGAAUAUGAAACAGGCGAAACAACAUCGUGAGAAAUUAAUGGAAGAAAGAAAAUAUUUUAUUUCACAAAAUAAUGAAUUACUGUUUGAAAGACCAUUUUCAUUAUGUGAACAUUGA
This is a messenger RNA of Rotaria sp. Silwood2, 1689 nucleotides long. NCBI's taxonomy places the organism in Eukaryota, Metazoa, Rotifera, Eurotatoria, Philodinida, Philodinidae. The record is from the annotation of a GenBank genome assembly.